Messenger RNA from Phlebotomus argentipes, 973 nucleotides. RefSeq lists its product as uncharacterized. The transcript has a single exon. The record is from RefSeq and is a predicted model, not a curated record. Gene Ontology annotation, molecular function: 4 iron, 4 sulfur cluster binding; ATP binding; ATP-dependent FeS chaperone activity. Gene Ontology annotation, biological process: mitochondrial respiratory chain complex I assembly; iron-sulfur cluster assembly. The annotation marks the transcript as partial. NCBI's taxonomy places the organism in Eukaryota, Metazoa, Arthropoda, Insecta, Diptera, Psychodidae. Gene Ontology annotation, cellular component: mitochondrion.
UAAAAUAAACUGUUUAUUUCUGAAGAAUUCAGAUGAUUUCUGCCGGUGCUGCAAACCCCUCGGCUUUUCAUCAGCUGUCUUUUAAGGUUCGAAUCACGUAAACAAACCGCAAAUGAGAGGAGCGUUCAAAUUCGUUUUCUCGAGGCUUUUCUCCAGCAAAACCACUGCCCAUCAGGCUGAUCUGAUGGCCAGGAGUUUGCCGAAGAAGAAGCCUCUGCCGGGAGUGAAAGACAUUGUGCUGGUGGCGUCCGGAAAGGGAGGAGUUGGCAAGUCCACAACAGCCGUCAAUCUCGCGGUGUCUCUGGCGCGCGCUGGCCAGAAAGUGGGGCUUCUGGAUGCAGAUCUCUUCGGGCCGUCCAUUCCCCUGAUGAUGAAUCUCACAGAGACGCCACUUGUGGAUGAUGACAAUAGAAUAAUCCCUCCUGUGAACUACGACGUCAAGUGUCUCUCACUCGGGCUGCUCACGGAGAUGAAGCCAGCCAUUUGGCGGGGUCCUCUGGUCAUGUCCGCCACGGAGCGUCUGCUCAAGGGCACAGUGUGGAGUCCUCUGGACGUGCUGGUUGUGGACACGCCGCCAGGAACGGGAGAUAUUCACCUGUCUCUGAUGCAGAACGUCCCAAUCAGCGGCGUGCUUCUGGUCAGCACUCCUCAGUUGGCCGCCCUCAGAGUGACCCAGCGAGGAGCUGAGAUGUUCCGGAUACUGCAAGUGCCCAUCCUGGGCCUCGUGGAGAACAUGAGCGCCGUGAAAUGUGGAAAUUGUGGCAAUGAAAUUGACAUUUUCGGUCGGGAAACGGAUAAAAUCGCCCGAGAAAUGGACGUUGAGGUGCUCGAGAGAAUACAAAUUGACCAAGAAGUCAUGCUGGGCAGUGAUUCCGGUGUUCCCGUGACUGUAAAGCAUCCUCAAUCGGAGUACACAAAGUGCUUCCAGAGAUUAGCAAACAAUGUAAGGCUGAAGAUUGAACAAAAACGAGAA